CUACACACGGUUUUGUGUGGGUGACCUUGGGCUAUUGGACUUGGUCGUUAUAAAAAGCAAUUGGCUACUUUGAGUGUGACUUUUCAUUUGGUGAGUUUCGCGGACAUCAGGACGUCAGCAAGAUGUUUUUGAUCCUGGUAGCAGCUUUGGCCUUGGUAACUCCAAGUGUCGUCGAAGGCUCGUGUGAAGAUGACCUAGUGGAUUGCAAGAAAGGUCCGCUGGACAUUUCUUUCGUGGUUGACAGUAGCUCUAGUAUCUGGCAAAUGAACUUCACCAAAGCUCUGUGGUUUGUUGAGGAUUUUGUGGAAAGAUUUGAAAUCGGCCCACAAAACGUCCGUGUUUCGUUUGUAACUUACGGCGAUAAGGUGAAUGAAGAUCUCGCCUUUGACUUUGACACCUACACGAAUAAAAAAGCUCUAAAAAAUGUCAUUUCAAAUACAGAGUACAGAGGCGGGUCGAGAACAGAGACAGGGGCGGCAAUAGCAUACAUGCUGGACAGACAAAUUCCCAAAGCCAGGCAAGGAGUACGUAAAGUGGCCAUCGUUCUGACGGACGGAAACUCUCAAGAUGGGGACCGCACUAAAAGUGAAGCUGCCAGGGCAGUGUCGUCUGGUCUUGAAGUUUUUGCUAUCGGAGUUGGAAGGGACAUCUCUGAGCAGGAACUACGCAACAUAGCUAGUGAUUCCAAGCAUGUGUUCAAUGUUGCCAGCUACACAAGUUUGCCAGACAUUGUCGUCAGGCUGCUGUUUGAAACUUGUAAUGUCAGACCGGAGCCUGAUUGUCAGUAUGAUCCAGUGGAUAUCUCAUUCGUGAUUGAUUCGUCCGUGAGUAUUGGCCAGGAUAAUUUCACUCUGGGUCUUGAAUUCAUCAAGGAGUUUGUUGACGAUUUUCAGAUCAAUCCAAGUUCUGCUCGAGUAGCAGCAGUGAUGUUUGGAGAUAGGGUUUACUCAGAGUCUGCCAUUCCUUUUGACCGAUACACUAACAAAAAAGAUCUACAAGACGCCAUCUCGAGGUUGGAAUGGAAGCACGGUAACAGAACAGAGACUGGAUUAGGUAUCGACUACAUGGUGAAAAACUUCUUGCCAAACGUGCGGCCCAAUAUUGCAAACUUAGCUAUUGUGAUUACAGAUGGGCAAAGUCAAAGUAAGCCUAAAACAGCCGCAGCAGCAGCCAAUGCCAAGAGUAAAGGAUUUACAAUAAUUGCUGUUGGUGUUGGCUAUGACGGCACUACUAUUGAUAUCGGAGAGUUGCAGACGAUAGCUGAUCGCCCUGACUUCGUUCUCAUUGCAAAUGAUUACAGCAAACUGAAUUUAAUCAAGGACAAGCUUAUCAAGACCGCUUGCUUGGGCAUUGCAAUAAGCGCCACCGCAAAGCAAGCACCAUUCUACGCACUAAAAAACAAACCAAGAAACUAGACCCUGGUAUUUUGUUGUACAUAACAUGAGAGGAAGCUAAUGAGUUUUUGUACAUAACAUGAUUGGAAUGCACCACAUUGCAGGAGUUUUCAUUGGUCCAAUGAAGCAGUUACUCGAAUUCACUAUAUGUAUCUUACAUGUCUUACAUUACCAUUUGAAGCUGUAUACGUUAUAUAAAUACAUUGUAGAAAAUCAUGCCUUUCAAAACUGUCAGAUAUUCAAAUGUUUUUUGUUUUUUUUCCUUAGGCUCUGAACUUUUGUAAGGAACUCUUUAAAAAAAAAUUAUAAUGAUCUA
Messenger RNA from Biomphalaria glabrata, 1710 nucleotides. RefSeq names its product cartilage matrix protein-like. The transcript has 13 exons. Lineage: Eukaryota; Metazoa; Mollusca; Gastropoda; Planorbidae. The record is from RefSeq and is a predicted model, not a curated record. Bases 123 to 1415 code for a protein of 430 amino acids.